This is a messenger RNA of Cryptomeria japonica (Japanese cedar), 1754 nucleotides long. Its product is annotated as UDP-glycosyltransferase 75C1-like. NCBI's taxonomy places the organism in Eukaryota, Viridiplantae, Streptophyta, Pinopsida, Cupressales, Cupressaceae. The transcript has 2 exons. Bases 92 to 1546 code for a protein of 484 amino acids. The record is from RefSeq and is a predicted model, not a curated record. Gene Ontology annotation, molecular function: UDP-glycosyltransferase activity.
ACAAAACAUCGUACAUGCCAAUCCACAUGUUAAAGACAAUUGUGGAUCAUAUUAAAAUUUCAUAUUUACAGUUGGUUUUGUGCUGCAGUCCAUGAGCAGUUUGGAAAUGGAGAAUGAGAUUGGAAGGAAGAAAUUUUCAGGGCACGUUGUGGUGGUGCCCUACUCCACCCUUGGCCACACCAAUCCCAUGCUUCAAUUCGCCAAAAAUCUGGCUUCCAAGGGCUUGCUCGUCUCCUUCGUAAGCCUCCAUUAUGAUCAUACAAGAAUUGAAAAGGCCAGAGAAUACCUCAAUCGCCUCAACCUGGCCGUUCCGGGCCUUGUUCAGUUGGAGUGGAUUCCCGAUGAGAUUCCUCCUGAGGUGCCCAUCGACCACCACAUCAACGAUUUCCUCUUCUAUCACAUGCACCGCACCAUGACAGGUCAUGGGCUCGAAUCCCUCCUCCUCCGUUUCAAUGCCUCCGCCAAUCCUGUAUCCUGCGUCGUCUACGAUUCCUUCCUUCCCUGGGUUCCAAAAAUUGCAGCCAAGCUCAGCGUUCCCCAUGCCUUCUUCUGGACGCAGUCUGCCUCAGUUUUCUCUCUUUACCACCACUUCAAGACCGUUGAGAAGUGGGAUGGGGAAAGAAAUCUGCCGGAGAACCUCGAUUUUCCAUGUCUUGGCGAAUUUAAGAUUGCCGAUUUGCCUUCGUCAUUUCACCAUGCCACAGGAGUACCCGACUUCUUUCGAGAUCUUGACUCUGUAACCGACGCUUCCUGGGUACUCGUUAAUUCCUUUGACGAGCUGGAAUGCAGGGUUCUGGAGUACUUGAGCAGAUUAGUGAGAGGGCCUAUUUUGACAGUGGGCCCUUCUAUACCCUCGGCUUUUCUGGAUGGAGGAAAUCCGGAGGACACGCGGGUGGGAGCAGGCGCAGACCCUUGGGAAGAACCCGAGUGCGUAAGCAAAUGGCUGGAUAGCAAACCCCCACUUUCGGUUGUUUAUGUUUCCUUCGGCAGCAUAACCUCAAUUAGCCCUAAUCAGAUCUGCGAAAUUGCAGAGGGGCUUGAGAGAAGCCAACAUAGCUUCUUGUGGGUCAUCAGACCUCCCCAAGGCCACCACGACCUCAAUGCAUUGUUGCCUCAAGGUUUUCUGGGGAAAAUCGAAGGAAGGGGUUUGGUGGUGGAGUGGUGUGUUCAGCUGGAAGUGCUGUCACAUCCAUCGGUGGGGGUGUUUAUGAGCCACUGCGGUUGGAAUUCUACGCUGCAUGCUCUCAGUUCGGGCAUUCCCAUGCUCACCUUGGAGAUUUGGACGGAUCAGCCCUCCAAUGCCAAAUGUGUGGCGGACGUUUGGAAAACAGGGCGAAGAAUGAAGAAGGGGGAAGAUGGGGUUGUGGGGAUGCAGGAGAUUGAGAGAUGUGUGAGAUCAGCGAUGGAGGGCGGGGAAGAAUUUGCAGAGUUGAGGAAGAAUAGCCUGAAAUGGAAGGAGGCGGCGGCCCGGUCUAUGAUGCCCGGCGGUUCCUCUGAUGCAAAUCUUUCUCGUUUUACUCGAGAGCUUGCGGCAAUUGCAGCAUAAAUUAUUCACUUCUCUUGCGGCCAUAAUAGACUCAACGUAAUCAUUAGUGUCAGUCUCUGUGUAAACCCCCUGUUCUUAUUGUCGCUGAGAAAGAAACUUCGAAGCAACAGAGUACCUAAAAGGAACGAGGGACAUGGCGGUGCUGUUUGACCACUGUUCACUGUCUUGUAAUCAGAUUAUUUUAUGCAUUGAUUCAAUUAAAAAAAAG